Molecule: messenger RNA, 933 nt
Organism: Diceros bicornis minor
Lineage: Eukaryota; Metazoa; Chordata; Mammalia; Perissodactyla; Rhinocerotidae
Product: olfactory receptor 1L1-like
Exons: 1
Coding region: 1-933 (310 amino acids)
Biological process (GO): G protein-coupled receptor signaling pathway
Cellular component (GO): membrane
Molecular function (GO): G protein-coupled receptor activity; olfactory receptor activity
Source: RefSeq, a predicted model, not a curated record
AUGGAGAGGGUAAAUCAAACCACCAGUGUCUCUGAGUUCAUCCUCCUGGGACUCUCCUCCCGGCCCGAGGACCAGAAGCCACUCUUUGCCCUGUUCUUCACCAUGUAUGCCGUCACUGUGGUGGGAAUCUUGCUCAUUAUCCUGGUCAUCCUCUCUGACACUCAGCUACAGACACCCAUGUAUUUUUUCCUCAGCAUCUUAUCCUUCAUCGAUGUUUGUUACACAACAACCAUCGUUCCCAAGAUGCUGGUGAACUUUCUGUCAAAGAAAAAGUCCAUCUCCUAUGCUGAGUGUAUGACCCAGAUGUAUUUCUUCUUGGCUUUUGCCAACACAGGAAGUUACCUCUUGGCAGCCAUGGCCAUUGACCGCUAUGUGGCCAUCUGUGAUCCUUUCCACUAUGUCACCACCAUGAGCCACCGCCGCUGUGUCCUGCUGCUGGCCUUCUCCUGUUCCAUCUCUCACCUCCAUUCCCUCUUACUAGUUCUCCUGAUAAAUCGUCUUCUCUUUUGUGACACUAAUGUCAUCCACCACUUCCUCUGUGACAUCAAUCCUCUGCUGAAAUUAUCCUGCUCCUCCACUUUUGUCAAUGAAAUUGUAAUUAACACAGAAGGAUUGAUAACCUUGGUAACCCCCUUUAUAUGUGUUAUCAUUUCUUACCUACAAAUUCUCAUUACUGUUUUUAAGAUCCCCUCAGCUGCUGGAAAGAGUAAAGCUUUCUCUACCUGUGGCUCCCACCUCACCAUGGUGACCCUCUUUUACGGAAGCAUUAUCUACAUUUAUUUCCGACCCCUGUCCACUUACACCAUCAAGGACCGGGUGGCAACAGUCAUCUACACAGUUUUGUCCUCCGUGUCGAAUCCUUUGAUCUACAGCCUGAGGAGCAAAGACAUGAAGCGGGGCCUGAGGGUGCUGAUGAGCAGGAGGAAGUCCUAG